Molecule: messenger RNA, 1004 nt
Organism: Vigna unguiculata (cowpea)
Lineage: Eukaryota; Viridiplantae; Streptophyta; Magnoliopsida; Fabales; Fabaceae
Source: RefSeq, a predicted model, not a curated record
GCACUGAAAAGUUCCGAUAAGAGCAACAAAAAAGGAAAUGACCCUCUUAACGAAUGAACACAACAUGGCAAUAUCAGAGGCUUGCAACGUUUCUCUGCAACAGCACACGAACCCCACCGUUGACACCAUCUCUCUCAUCAGUCUAACCUCGGCGCAAAUGCAAGGCUUUCUGAUGAUGGACUUGGAGAGAGGACCGAGAUAUCAAGCAUACGCUGAGCUGAGGGAAAGAAAGCUUCGCAUGAAGAACAUGAGACAGCAAGAGCAUGAAGAAGAGGAAGAGGGUGUGGAAAUGGAGGUAGAAGCAAAGGUUUUGACCCCACCGAGGAAGAAACAGGUGAAGUUUCAAGGUAGUGGGGUUUCUGGGAGAAAAGGGUCCUCCUCCUCUCUUGUGGCACAGUCUGUUCCUGACUUUUCUGCUGCUUUGAGGAAGGAGAAUAGGAAGCCGGUGAAUGGUAACGUGUUACCUACUCUGAUGGAGUUGACACCUCCUUUGAAGAGUGCGUGUGGUGUUUUGUCGAGUGCAAGAGGGAGUAAGUCAGCGAAUGCAGGUGAGAAGAAAAGGGGUGGUGGAGUUCUCAUGCCGAGGAAGAGCUAUGCCAGCAUUGAUGAACUCAAGAGUUUGUCCUCUGCUACUGCUAAUGCCAUCAAUGGUGAGAGUAGAGGUGGAGGAAGGAGUAGCAGAGUGAUGACAAGAAAGAGUGUUAUAGGGUACAGACAGCACAUUUGAGGAGUGUGGAAACUGGAGUGCAAUGAAUGAGUUUCCUUCAACCUUUGAUUUUUUUUUUUUAAUUCUCUUUUUUGUAGGUUUGUGAUAGUUAUCUUCACUGUUCAUUCUUUUUGUAAGUUUCAGUUUGAAUUUUUUAUUUUUAAUUGGUUUUUGGAGGAAGUUACUUACAUUAUUAUCAUGUAAGUGUAAAGCUUUUAUUAUUUGUGAGAGUAUCCAAUUAUCCAUCACCAUGACACUGUUAUAGAGAGAAUAAUAGUUUUUAAUAUUCCUGUGUUUA